Messenger RNA from Mixia osmundae IAM 14324, 690 nucleotides. RefSeq lists its product as uncharacterized. The record is from RefSeq and is a predicted model, not a curated record. Gene Ontology annotation, biological process: pentose-phosphate shunt, non-oxidative branch; carbohydrate metabolic process. The transcript is spliced from 7 exons. NCBI's taxonomy places the organism in Eukaryota, Fungi, Basidiomycota, Mixiomycetes, Mixiales, Mixiaceae. Gene Ontology annotation, molecular function: D-ribulose-phosphate 3-epimerase activity; metal ion binding. The coding region runs from base 1 to 690 and encodes 229 amino acids. Gene Ontology annotation, cellular component: cytosol.
AUGGCGGACCUCAAGGCUAUCAUCGCACCCUCAGUGCUCGCAAGUGAUUUCGGUGCACUGACGCAUGAGUGCACUCGCAUCAUGAAAGACGGCGCAGACUGGCUACACAUGGGCGAGCUUGCAAUUGCUUCCACACAUGUAGGGCCGCCCAUCCUCAAGUCGGUCCAUGCGUCUGUCGAGGGCGCAUUCAUGGAUUGCCACAUGAUGGUCGCUGAUCCCAUCCGAUGGGUCAAGGAUGUUGCCGAAGCGGGCGGCAAGAGCUAUACCUUCCAUCUCGAAGCGACAGGAUCAGAGCGAGCACUCGACUGCGUCAAAGCCAUCAAACAGCACGGCAUGAGGGCGGCCAUGGCCAUCUCGCCCAACACGCCCUCGAGCGCGAUAGAAGACAGGGUAGGCAGAGAGCUGGACAUGAUUCUCGUCAUGACCGUCGAGCCCGGCAAAGGCGGUCAGAGCUUCAUGCAAAAUUGCGUGAGUAAAGUGGCAGAUUUAAGGGCGAGAUUUCCGAGUACGGACAUCGAAGUAGACGGCGGCGUAGGUCCAAAGACGGUCAAAGUGUGCGCAGACUCCGGCGCUAACGUGAUUGUGUCUGGCACGGCAUGCUUUGGCGCGCCAGUACCCUCAGAAGCGAUUGCUCAGAUGCGACAAGCGGUAGAGGACGGCAAGAAAAAUUGGCCCAAAGCGAAACAAUGA